GUUCUUGGAACUGUUGGAGGUCAGCUAGACGCUUUGACAGAACCUUCGUGGACCUCGACUUUGAAGCUGCUAUCUUUGCACUGUAACGCAAGCAAGAUGUUCUUCGAUCUCAAUGUGAAUGCAAAUGGUCGUGCUUCUAGUAUGUUGACUAGUAUGAGGAGAACUCCUGGCUCCGGCGCAGGCGGUCUCUCCGCAGCCUCUGCUAACACUCCUGCAAGAACACUUCUAUCUUCAACCGGGCAUCUUAAAGAUCAUGUUUCUCAAGGGCACAUGGAUCAUUUUGAAACCGAGUUGUCGCGAUUCUCGCACCUCUCAGCUAAAGUGAACUUGCAACACGAGUCUUUUGCAACCUUCACGGAGCUGUUGUUAGCAGUAGCAGAGCUGGCAACGGCCUUCGCAAACCGUGGAGACCAGGAAUUGCCCAACGACCUCGUCAGCCCCUUAUUGCCGAGACUGAUUCCCUUUUUGAGCUUGCUGUUGCAUGAGCGAACAACGUCGAGCAGCACGACUUUAUCAUCGCAGAGUCAAGAAGGAGCACAACUGGAGGCACAAGAAUAUCAGCAACUUCUGCAGCAGAACUACUAUGCGAAGAACUCUAAGAACACCUGCUUAGACCCAGCUUUGCUGCCGACACUGUCGAUGGCAUCGAUGCUUGUGAGCAGACUCCUCCACUUCCCAAUGUACAGCUCUCCCUCGUACCAGUUCCCACCUAUCCUAAAAUACUUCCACCUGCGGAAUAACGCUGUCGUACGGCUGCCAGACGCGAUGCUAGCCGUCUUGGGUGUCACCGCUUCCGCGACGCCUCAGGGAACCCAGUUCUUGAAACAAUUAGCCUCAUUUUUGGGGCAGUGCAGUGCGCAGUUGACAUCGUCUACUUCCAGCAGUGCGAGGCCUAGUACUUCUGGGAGAGGUCGAGGCCUAGAUCGGCAAACCUCGAUGAAGAUGAUCUUCGGUAGCGACAAGGGAGUGCUUCUAGACAGCAUUACCGCGGUUUUGAGUCUCAUUUUCCAACUGUUGCCUGGGAUUUCACCCGACAACAAUCCCGAAGAAGUUCCUGAAUCUGCGGAAAUCGAAGCCAUUGCCCUCAGCUUGCUUCAUAGCGUGACUUCUUUGUUGCAAUAUCAUCAGGAAUUUGGCGUAGUGAUGGUGCAGACGAAUGAUGCUGGUGUUUCUGGCAGGAUUAACGAGGUGCUGGAUCAUGUCGAGCAAAACGGAGGAAGAGGCGCUAAACGACAAAAGACUACCGCAAGGACGACUGUAGGAGGUCUUCCUACUUCAUCUUUCUCCUUCUCCACAAGUUCAUCCGAAGACUCCUCCUCCUAUCGAAAUUGGUUCACCUCGGCAGAUACGAACGCUGGUUACGCAUGUAGUCUCCUCGCACUUGCGGAGCGCCUCGUUCACAUACUGCAGCCUCUAGAACGCUACUUGGAGGAUUUUUCUGCUUUUCUUUCCGUUUUAGCGUCUCCGGCACCCAAUGGAAUGUUCCUCAACACCGCAUUUUUGACGAGUAAUUUAAGGGUAGGUUAAAGGUGCUUUUCUUAACGCUUUUUAUGCCUCUCCUAAGGGAGAAAGGCAUAAAAAGCGGGGUAAGCGAGCACCAAAAACCUACCUCUAAGUAAUGUCACAGAAGAGGUCUUCGAAACGUUGAACAAUGUAGACCCAAAGCUGCAGUUCCCACUGGCUCGUCGAUUCGAUGCCUGCCUGAGUUUCUUCUCGUCUUUAGCGGCGAGUGACGCUGCGGGAGCAACCUUGUUGGUGGAACAUGGAGUUUUGGACUCUUUAACGUCGCACAUAUUGCUCCAAACGUUCUAUGGGAACGGACGAGUUGAGCAGUCUCCGUAUAUGCUGUAUACGGACCAACUAGUGCGAAGACCGCUGCACGCAACGUGGUGCCACACACUAGCGUUGGUCACGCAAGUCGCUGCAGUCGGAGCACCGUAAAUUUCAGAUUUUGUUUUGAUGUUCUCUGAACUAGAGGCACUUCAUCAAUAAUUACUUUGCUACGGGUACAAUGGAUUCAUUAGGUGCAGUAUUACGAGUACUAGCACUAGUUGCAAUCGCAACAUCAUCCCUUCAUGCAAUACAUCAUGGCUCAAUCAUGAUUUACAUUGCCAAUACUUACGUUAUUGAGGACCAAAAAACAUAAUUAAUCCAUCUCCACAGUCUCGACUGCACUACGAGUUUUAUGAAUGCGUAUGAGGAUCGAUUUGUCUAUGUGCUGGAGGAGAGGGAAAUGAUUUCGGAGCUGGCGAUAGUCGAAGAAUUUUCUCUCAUCUCCCGGUUACUCGGAAACAUCCCAGUCCACGACACGAAAACCAUCUACUUCACCGCAAUGGCUCUUCGUGCGCAGAAUUUCCUCGCGAGCGUUGUGCUGCUGGAUCGUACUCUUGCUUACUAAUCCAUCUAAAUUUUGGAUGAGUACAUAAAAAAUUCUUCAGGGGUUGUAACGGCAAGUCGAUUUAGACAAGGAGCUAUCGUUUUCCUCGAAAAAAACAUUUAUGCGUCUGCUCUAUGAUGAUCCAAAAUGUCCGUAAAAAAUUCCAAAACAGCAAAAGUUUCGUAUUCAUCGAUGUCAUCGGACGUGGUGCGGCCGCUGUCAGUAGCGGAAAAAGCUGCCGCUGGAAUGGACGAUGCUCUGUAUCUGCAUUCCUCCGCAUCGAUUCCGUCGAUCUACCACCAGAGGAUACAGUAUUGAUUGCAUUGAGAUUUGUCUGAGAAGGAAUGAUGGCGAUAAAUGACAUCAGUGGGUCUGUAAGCGCAAGUACAACAAAAACAUUGUGCAAGAGUCGAUUAGUGUCGCGUGCAAGCAACCACAAGGACAAUUUUGGUUAUAACUUGUCAAGAGAAAAAUUCUGAACCACAACUGGCCCGAGGACAUGAUCAAAGGACAACUAGGACAACUUAAACCUCCCUAAUUUUUUUAUAACUUAACAAGAUCAAGAGAAAAAACUUCAUUAAUUUUGAUGUCUUUAGGUAUCUCGUGUUCGAUGCGUGUCGUAGUUUGCUGAUGGCCCUCUUGAGGGUGAUCACACAGUCGCCGUCGCUGCUCACCCAGCAGACUUUUGAGGUUGACACUAUCAAAGGACGAGGAGUUGCGCAUGGGAUUUUUGAUGGCGUCUCAGCUACGAACAUGACGACCUCAAGAACUUUCGCGCAGGAACAGGGAAUGUCCUCUCUAGGACAUCGUGGUAUGGAAUCUUCCGCACUACCGUAUCAAGAUCAUUUCGUAGAAGAUCCAGCAGGCAUGGGCAUGGGCACCAAUACAACAGGAGGAGCUUCGACAAGGUUGUUCGCCGAACCAGGGUUGUUGCAAGGCAUGCAUCAGAGAGGAAGCGUUGAUCGUAUCUUGUAUUUUGGUGGGGCACCUGGGACGCAGCCUUACGUCGCAGAUCGUGCCAAAUUCACUAAACGUGUCCACUGGAGCGUCAUUUUCGAGUACCUAGUGGAGGCCAGUCGGAGAUGCGCCACGUUUUUGACCACGGACCUGCUAGCAGGUGCUGGAAAGUUGGGCAAUGAAUUCGAUGCGUCGAGGAUGAACGGCGGCGUUUUUUCUGGAACAAGGGGAAGUGUGGUAAGCGCACGAGGUCCUGCCACGACCCGUACUAGAGAUAUUAAUAACCUUCAAGAAGGAACCUUGGCUACAUUCACCAGUAAAGACUCGUCCAGUUUUGAGUACAACGGAGAACAAGGUCUAUUGUUGUUUGCUAAGCGGAACCCGGACGCACGACCUGAUGUUGUAGGCGCGCAAUGCGAGGCUCCAGAACACACUCCAGAGCCGUCCGAUGCCUUUCUCCAUUCCCUUUUUGGUGAUGACGAAAUGAAUUUGGGAUACUCUUUAGAUCAUUUAGAUGCGGAGGGUGCUGGAGAGAACCCUAACCCUAAUGGUACUAUGGGGGGAGAGGAACAUGCGAAUGGCGGUACCGCGUUUCAUCUCCCCACGAGUCAAGUUCGGGAACAACAGGGAGGUUUACUGGAUCCACUGGCAUCUAAAAAUGGUCUUGCGAAGGGUCCUAAACGAAUGCAGGCGAGAAAGAAGAACUUCUUGAACAAUUUGAGUGCGGCGCAACGGCGACUGCUAGCAGCCACGCAGAAGACGAAGGGACAGAAUCAAAACACGUUGACAGCAACGAAUUUGCAAGUGAAAAACCAGGAAGACGCGAGAAGAGAGGCUGACCUCUGUAUCCCGUUAGCACUGCACCUGAUUGAAAACCCAUUUCACGACAAGGGGUCGGAAGCACCGGCAAUUAUGUGUGCAGCAGCACUUGGUAUUUUCUAAAUUUCCAUUAUGAUAAAUGCAUUUAGAGGUACAGAUACACGACGUACUUGUGUGGCUGCAUCCAUAGGCAUACUCCUAUAUGAUAAAUAAUCAUACAACUACUCGAAUAAUUUAGGUUCAUGCGGAGGACAAUUACCACUCGGGGUGUUACCAGAGGCAGUGUCUUUGGAGGAGUACAGAAGCCUCGUUUCAACAUGCUUGGAGCUCUCAGCGUCAUGCGUCUACCAAUACUGCUCUCUGCCACGUACUUUUUUUCAGAAAUAAUUUAGAUUUAGAUUUUCUGUCAAACUUUUGUCAAUUAGCGGGAACAUGAACAAGAUGAGACCAUUCACAAUUAUUUCGAAAAAAAAAUCAGACCUGUGCAAUGAGUCGGUGCUGUACGCGACACUGAAUUUGUUUCACGAGAUAUCAAUACACGGUGCAGUCGAGCAUUUAGACGAGCCAACAAGGGUUCUUCUCAAUGGCAUUGAAGACGCGUUGCGACAGCGGAGUGUCCUACAGCAACGGGAGUAAAGCAACGACGCGAAGAAAUCUAAAGACACGAUCUACAUUGACAUUGGAGACGGCUCUAUUUCUUGUUAGCGGGAGAGGAUGGUUGGUCCCCGCAAGCGAUUGUAGAAGAUCCCGUGGUCCCCGCAAGCGACUACUGAAACUCCAAAAAAAUUUCAACUAAUCGAAUCAGCAACAACGCCUUCAGUUUAUAGAAGUACUCAGAAUUUGCAAGUUAGUACCGCCCACGUGCCACCGGCGAAGUCAAAAACAGAGAAUGAGAAAAGAAGAGAAUCUAGACAUGAUACAGUGUUCCUAUUUCCAU
This is a messenger RNA of Amoebophrya sp. A25, 5090 nucleotides long. Lineage: Eukaryota; Dinophyceae; Syndiniales; Amoebophryaceae. The record is from the annotation of a GenBank genome assembly.